AUGUCUACAGCAUUUUCACCGAUCCUCUGCUCUGCCACUCCUGUGAACUCCAGGAAACCCGAUCCGUAUCGUAAAUCGGCGACGGGUACCAAUUCGAACAGCUGGUGGACGCCGAUCUUCGGGUGGUCUUGGGAACCAGAUUACAUCCAGAGCUCCAGUACCAGUUCUUCCAGGGUCGAGAACGAAACGGGAAAAUCCAGAUCUGAAAAGUUAUUCCGAGGAUGUUUCACGGCAGAGAAGGCGAAGGAGCUAAGGAAAAAGACAAUUGAGACCUCGACUUUUCACGAUCUUAUGUAUCACUCCGCGAUCGCCUCCAGGCUCGCGUCCGAUGUUUCUGACCGUUGA
Fraxinus pennsylvanica is the source of this 345-nucleotide messenger RNA. The record is from the annotation of a GenBank genome assembly. Lineage: Eukaryota; Viridiplantae; Streptophyta; Magnoliopsida; Lamiales; Oleaceae.